Molecule: messenger RNA, 4000 nt
Organism: Poecilia latipinna (sailfin molly)
Lineage: Eukaryota; Metazoa; Chordata; Actinopteri; Cyprinodontiformes; Poeciliidae
Gene: nkpd1
Product: NTPase, KAP family P-loop domain containing 1
Exons: 8
Coding region: 1764-3914 (716 amino acids)
Source: RefSeq, a predicted model, not a curated record
CAAUCACCUUCUGCUCAGAGUUGAGAAUAUCAGAUUUGACCUCUGUGUUCUCGUGGAUGGAUGGCAUUUUGUAAGAUUAGAGACCGACCAUUAAAACUGUUCAAAACCAGUAGCAAACAGGAUUCAUUUCAAAAUGAAUCCUGGAACAAAUAGAAAGACAGACCUGGAAUUAUAUGUUUUCUAGUUCCUGUUAACAGGCGAUCUGCAGUGUUUUGUCAAGGUUGACUGAAUUACAGUAAUCUAAACAAAUUUAUCUUAAAACAAUCACUUCUAAAGCAUUGCUUUAGUAAGAAAACAUAGCUGAAAAAACCUCAUUUUGACAACUGAACUGAUGUGCUUUGUGAAAUGAGUAGUCAAAGAAUAUAUUAUGAGUCUUCACAGAGCGCUCAAAAAUGACAUUUGAAAGAUCUAAUAUCUAAGAUGCCAUAACCUCUGUUGUAUUAUGGUUGAGGAGGAGGAGGAAUCUUGAGUUCAUUCACGCCUUUAUAUCAGCAAAACAUUCCAAUAAUGCCUUCACAGAACAGUUUUUUUUAUAAAUGGGCAGAUAGAGUUGAAUGCCAUCAACAAAGCAGUGGAAAGAGAUAUUUCAUAGAAAUAGACCCCAAGUGAAAAACAAAGGGGAAGAAAGAAAAAAAGACUGGACCUUGAAUGAAUCAUUGCAGAACACCCCAAGUAACAAGUGUUGCAGCUAAAGAAUAUGUGUCUACCUGGGAUGGGAAGCUUUUUUUUUUCCCCAAUUAAAGACUUAAACCAAUGUAGCACAAUUUCUUCCAAACCCACACAAGGCUCAAGCCUUCAUAAAAGGAUGCAAUAAUCCAAAGUUAAACAAGGCACUUAGACCUCAAAAAGUCAGACAAGCAGGGAUUUUCAAAAACAGUUAUAACCAGGUCAUUAACAACUUUAGGAUAGCAGUUUUAGUGCUGUGAAACUUUUUAAAGCCAGAUUGAAACUUUUCAUGAACACAAUUCUCUUGUAAGAACAGUUCCAGCUGGGGCAAAAAAAAAAAAAAAGAAUUUUGUAAAAGAACCUGUAAAAGAAAAGGCAACUUCUGUUUGGAUCUGGGAGGUGUCUGCAUGUUUAACCCUUUGUUGCAGUUGUGUGGUCGUCCUCAUGAGGGCGCCAGGUAGCAGCAGUCUUGACUCGCUGCAGGUGUUUGGCGUUAGAAUUCAGUAGGUGAGUCUGCUGCACAGAUGGACCCGAAGUGGAGAACUUUUUUUUCCGGGUGAGUACCGAGACGAAGGCAGCCGAGCGGAGGGGUUGGAGGUCGGACAAGUAAAGCAGCAGCAGAGGGGCUGGAUGGAGCUAACCGUGGAAGUUUGUCCAGAGUCGACGGAGCAGAUGAGGAACCAGGAUGUCAGGACGAAACUCAGGAAAUUCAUACAUUGAGAUCAGCAAAGGUAACCUGCGCGUGGAGAUUACGAGGAUGAGGAGAACAAAGAAACCGCAGAACUGGGAGACACAUUGACAACCCAGAAAGCUCGGAUAUUUACCACUGCAGGUUAACACUAAGGCAUUGAGGUACUGGCAUCCAGGUCCUUAAAUCCUAAACCUUAUCAAAGGUGUUUUCUCUGACAGCUGCAUGUCCCUUCCUACAGUCAUCAUGAAGGAGGAAACAACAGAUAAUAUCUAUGCAUACGCUCUGUCCAAGACGCUAACGAAGGUUUCAUCACCGGCAACAGUGGGUCUCUACUCUUCUUGUCAGGACCGACUGGAUGUGAUUCUUGAUCAAAUGGGAGAUCAAAGGUGUUUUCUCUGACAGUUGCAUGUCCCUUCCUACAGUCGUCAUGAAGGAGGUAACAACAGAUAAUAUCUAUGCAUACGCUCUGUCCAAGACGCUAACGAAGGUUUCAUCACCGGCAACAGUGGGUCUCUACUCUUCUUGUCAGGACCGACUGGAUGUGAUUCUUGAUCAAAUGGGAGUGUACACAAAUCGGGAGUCUUUGAGGAUUGAGCAGAAAUCCGACAAAUCAGAAAAGCCCCUUGCAGCCAAACUUUCAGUCAAACAUUUGUUGCUUCUCAUUGUGAGGCUGGUCUUCUACACACCAGUCUGGACUAUGGAGAACCAGAAUCGCCAUAACGUCAGGUUCCUUUAUGUGAAUUUCAGUGCUUGGCAUUUUGCUGGCAGUGACAUGCUAUGGGCUGGGAUAGCCAUACGAUUGUUUCAUGCCAUGCAGGUGAAUUUUGGGAAACUGCCACUAGCACUCUAUCGUGUCACUCAAUAUGAUGAAGAGGAUGAAGUAAAGGAAAAGGAGGUGAAGGACACCCUCGAUAACUGGACAUACAAGAUGGUUUUAGGCUGCCCUCUGUGGUCUGUCCUGGUGUGUAUCAUUGUUAUCCCAGUAGUUCUCCUAGUUGUCUUUUUUGUUUGGGGUUUUCCUGAAGUACAGUCCCCACAGAAGAACGAGACUGAAGUUACUAAGGUGGACCUACUUGAGGGCGCCGUCUUUAUAUCCUUAGGAAUCCCAGCAGCGACAGGAUUGAGGUUUGCCAUUCAAAUGGCCAAUAGCCUCGUUUUCAGCCAAGCUCAUAACAUUAAGAAAGGAAUGGACAACGAACGGCUCAGCAAACAACUGGGAUUCAUGAAUGAAGUCAGGAAAGAAAUAUGGUUUCUGACUCAAUUCAUCAAGUUCAUGGAGGUAUUUGAAAAGAGGAGGAUUCGUAUCGUGUUGAAAAUUACUAAUCUGGACCGUUGCUCCCCCAAGAAAAUUGUUGGAGUCCUGGAGGCCAUCAAUAUUUUACUCUCAGAUGAGGAAAGCCCAAUUCUUUCCAUUCUGGCUGUAAAUCCAACUGUUCUGUUAGAAAAAGUGAAAUUUGCAGAAAGCUCCAUCUGUAAAGAGGACAGAGCUCAUGGACUGCUGAACCGCAUAGUCACUCUGACCUUCACAGUCCCAACAAUGUCUCAAAAUUUAAAGCACAAGUUGUUUCACAGUCUUCACAACACUCCAGGCAUCUCUGAAGAUUCCUCUUUAAGAUGGAACAGACACAGGACAAAGACAUCUUCAAUAGAUCUGUCUGUGGUGGCAAUUGAGGAAUCAACGGAGUCCAUUGUAGAUACUAUAGAAAUGAAAGAGGAUGAAUUGGAGAAAAUGGUUCUGACAAUCCUUAGCAAGGGUGAAAAAAAGCUGAACAAAUACAUGUUAGAUGACGCCAUCUCAAUGAAGAGGACAAUCAACUCUGUCUGGGUAACGGUCAUAAUCAUGAAGUUACUGAAGAAAGAGUUUCCUGACCCAGAGGACACUGCAGCAUGGGUGGUUCUAGCCAACCAGUGGCCCUGUCGAUUCGGCUGGAUCCUGCAGUGUGUGGAGGAUGAAAAGCAGAGAGCAGCGAUUGAUCAACAGAAAGCGAGCCAUGAUGAUUCAAAGACCCUUUGGCAGGUCUUCAGCCAGUCCAGGGAGGAGCUAUAUGUGAUGCGGACAAACAUCGAGGACCUCCUCGAGCAGGACGGAGAUCCUGAAGUGUUCGAAGCGUUACUCAAGGAUGACGAGUUUGAGUUCACCAUAAAGAACCUGGAGAUCUUCCAAGUAGGGAUGGUGAAUCUGGAUCAGUCAAUCAGGAGGGAACUGGCUUUUAUCAGAGGGACAUGCAGGCUGGAAGAUUCUGGUUGGAUGAGGAACAUAGCUCCUCUUCCAGUCACAAGUCUUAUCAAAAUGACCACAGACGACAUAUGUGAAGAGAUGGAGAGAAUGAAAUUGGACAGUAGGUACAGGGAAACAGUGAAAAAACAUAAACUCAAUGGCUCUGCUCUGGUCUUUGGUGACACAGAAGAUCUGAAAGCCAUUCUGGGUAUGACAUUCGGUGAAUGGACAACUUUCAAACUUCACUUCUUGAGUUUCCUGUCACCCUCCAGCCACAGCACGAGAACAUGCUACCCUUACCUGCCAAAACACACCUGUCCAAGUUCCUCCAGUGUGUAGCGAAGAAAUAAUUACUCAUCUACCACCAGCCUGUGUUAACAGCUGCCUUUUGUCAAAUAUUCAAAUACAUUUUGUGUGCUAAGGUA